Molecule: messenger RNA, 1638 nt
Organism: Gigantopelta aegis
Lineage: Eukaryota; Metazoa; Mollusca; Gastropoda; Neomphalida; Peltospiridae
Product: nucleoporin Nup37-like
Exons: 5
Coding region: 1-651 (216 amino acids)
Cellular component (GO): nuclear pore outer ring
Molecular function (GO): protein binding
Source: RefSeq, a predicted model, not a curated record
AUGGCAGUGACAGGCAUUUAUCCAGGUAUUAUCAUGAAAGGUCAUACCAACUUUGUGAACUCUAUAACCUUUGACCCAAGCAACGGCUCCCAGCUGGCUAGUACAGGUGAUGACUUAACAUGUCGGAUCUGGGACAAAGAGGGAGAUGAGCGAAUGAUUUUCCAACUGACAUCUCCUGGGAUGAGUGUUUGCUGGCACCAAGAAGAACCUUUCAAGAUUCUGGUCGCUCAGAAGAAUGGAAUUAUUAGGAUGUUCAGCCUUCACAACCAGCAGUCAAUCAUGAGCCUUAAUACAGGACAGGUUCCUCUCAUGAGUGCUGAUUGGUCGAGACACGACAGUUUAAUAGUUGGGGCAGCCGCUAGCAUUGAUUGGCUGGUUUUUAAUACGUCUUUGUCAAGCCAGCCAGUAGAAAAACGACAAGCACAUACAGAUGGAGUAAGGCAGUUCCGCUGGUCUCGAUGUCACGAAAGUCUCUUAGCAACUACUGGUCGUCCGGGGCGACAGAUCAAAGUGUUCAACACUCGACACCCACAGCUUCACGUGAACACGUCACUACCCAUCGCGUACGGCCUCUCCUGGCAUCUCCACCUGCCUAUUCUCGCCAUCGGCGGAGACAAGAACAUUCACCUCUGGGUUGUAGAAUCAACUUGAUCAUGAUCAAAAAUACACACCAGUGUCCAGGGUUGUUUUUACAUAAUGCAGAUAUCCAAGUGAUGGACGUCGACAGAAUGGAAUCAAAAUGUUAAGAAUUCUCCCUCAGCAUACAUCAUUUGAUUUUAAAUUGGUUUACAUUAGUAAAUGAUCUUGUGAGAAACAUGUCAAAAUGUAAUUCUCUGCUAAAUUACGACUGGUUAAUGAACUUGACAGUAGCAAGUCAGAGUAUUUACCAGUUUUUAUCAGUUUGACUGUAAACUUGUUAUGUGUGUGUGAAAUACUUAACUAUGAAAAUGUAUAACCCAGUAAUAUGUAUAACCCAGUAAUAGAGUCCAGAAAGUCUACCGGGUACAUCCUGUUUUGGACUCAAUAGCUAAGGCAAUGCUAAAUUUCUUUAUUUACAAUCCGCAGUACAAGGAUCGAUGUUAUGAAUAACAUAAAAGUAAAGUUGGAAUGAAAAUUAACAUGACAAAAACAUCUGGAAAAAGCGUAGUGUCCUCACAAACCAAGAACAUGAACACUUAAUGUAAUGUUUAAAAUCUGGAUCAAGUUGAAAACAUGGUACGGGUCCACAAUCGAGGGUUCUGGACAUUGUACAUUUAUUGGAAAUCUCAAAUGGUUAGACAAUCCAUCUUCCAAAUUUGUGAAUAAUAAAUCACAUGAGCUGUGGGGAAUUGUAGUGAAAAUCAGUCUCAAGUUUCAAGACACUCAAAAUGUUGUAAACAAAAAUGUAAUGAAUUAACAAAAAAUGUAUGAUAACACAUGCUGACAUUACAGCAGACUGACUGAUGGAGUACAAGUCUUCUCCCAAUGUUCACCAAUAUUAGACAGUGCAGUUUCCAUGCCUUGUGGUACACGAUGACCAGUCCUUGUCACUCCUGCAUUUUUUUUUUUAUCAUUGGUGCCCUCAUUAGUUUGAAAGGUAAACUGAAUGUAUGCAUCGAGAAUGUUUUCAUGUGUAAUAAAUCUGUUCUUGCAAUCAAA